Molecule: messenger RNA, 2718 nt
Organism: Anthostomella pinea
Lineage: Eukaryota; Fungi; Ascomycota; Sordariomycetes; Xylariales; Xylariaceae
Source: the annotation of a GenBank genome assembly
AUGCCACCCAAGAAGCCAGCCAAGCCCGUUUGGCCCGUUUGGGGCCGAAAUAGUAUACUAGAUAAUGGCUUGAUUCAUCCACAGCCAACAAUUAAAACCGAUAUGGACCCAACUGUAGGACUAACUGUUCCCGAGAACGUGGCGGCCAAAGAAGAACUGGUACCUGUGUCCGAGGCCAAAGACAAUUUGCUAGCCCUCAAUCGCCUACAGAUAAACAGGGACCAUCGGCUCACGCCACUCGAAGUCAAGCAACCUCUGCUAAACCUACACAGUUGCCUUCACCCGGAUUUACAAAAGCGUAUCUACCUUGGUGGCUUCCUUGGUUUGCAAGAUGACCUGUUCCAACUCAAGGACACAUUCUAUGGCAAAGAGGUCAGAAAGGUCUUUCAAGGACCACGGGCCAACGGGUCGCAAAAAACAGUCUUCUUCAGAGAGCUUGAAAAGGCCGAGUACCUGCUUUGGGCUGUCCAGGUGCGCGAGGGGGACUGGGUGGCUAUCAUAGCGCACCUCGCCAAGGGACCGAUCCCAAAUCCGGCAGCAAACCCAGAUGACGCGAGCAUACCAGACACUAUUAUGUCAGCGAAGAACAACUUCCUGGAUGAAUGGACGGUGGUAACCGGAAGACGAAACCCAAACAUUGACGUUCUGGUGGCCAGAGCUAAGCAACGCUUCCAACAAAUAAUGAAGAUUGGGAAAUUCAUGUUCCCCGCUCGUUCGGAGAAACGCAUCUGGGUGCCAUUGGAUGAGGACAACUUCAGCUCGGGAAUCAGGGUCUACGCGCUCUUCAAGGAGCUGAUGCGCCGCAUCACAGACUUCUACUGCGAGCAGAGGACGCACAAGGAGAAGAAGAGCUUCUGGAAGCCCACCUCGGGAUGGCUGAACGUGGACGAGGUCAGGGCUGAGAUGCAGGGGAGGGCUGCCCAAGGCUGUAUAGCCGACAUGAACUACCGAAGUCGGCUUGCCGUCCAGGGUGUGUUCCAACACCUUCAAGUUGACGGCAGAGGGACAAAAUACCAAUCCAUACUGCUGAGGCCUGUACUCGAGGACAACAAGGCCUAUAUCCCGGGUUUAGACGAUCCUGAUGAGGGUUGCAUCGAGAGCAACGAUAACACCCCGGACCCGUACAACCCCGGCCCGGCAGACGAGCCCGACCUUCCCCCGUCCCCGGCAUUAACAGAAAACCUGGACCUUGCGGAAUAUCAAGAGAAGGAAAGAGUCAGAGUGGAGAAGCAGCGCCAGGUAGAAGAAUUGCGCAAGGCACAUAAAGCGCGAGAGAACUGUGAGGCCAGGUGUAAGGACGAAAAACCCAAGAAGGAGCAGGCCCUCAAAAAGAUCGAGGACGAGAAAUGCAAGACUGCCGAGAUGGCGAAGCAACUCAAAGAGGCGAAGGAUGCCUUGAAACUCGCUCCCGCCGGUGCUCGCCUUGCGUCUACCGUAGGAGUCGAGACCACGACUACAACCACCAUGAAGCCUGGGGACUUCCCGAGGCCCGACCCUGCCCCGACAACCUCAAAGCCUACGAGCACCUCAAAGCCUACGAGCACCUCAAAGCCUACGAGCACCUCAAAGCCUACGAGCACCUCAAAGCCUACGAGCACCUCAAAGCCGACGAGCACCUCAACGCCUACGAGCACCACAAAGCCACUGACGUCUAACCCAUUUGCAGGAGUCGGUGCCGGUGGAAAGGGAAAAGGCAAGGGUUUAUUCGAUAUUCUCAAGACCACCACAGGAUACGAAGAUCCCCGAAUUAAUCCACUUACAAAGAAGAAUCGGUUCACGAAACCCCCUGGGGGCUCCAAGAGUUCUUCCCUGUUUCCACCCGGUUGGGGCUCUACCAAGCCCCCUCAGGGCUCUGGCAAGCCCGCUGCGGACUCUGGAAAGCCUCCUCCGGGCUCUGGAAAACACCCUGCGGGCUCUGGCAACCCCCCUACGAACUCUAUCAAAGCUUCCGUGUUUCACUUUCAAGGGGAUGGGGGUAGUUUCAAAUUUACGAUAGAGAAUCGUACGGAUCAUGCCGGGUUGGCAGAGUCGUUAGGAAUAGCCAAAGGGUCUACUAUAUUAAGACUUCUUUCGGAUGAUGCCAUGGUUGCUGAGAAGACGGGGGGGACAAAAGGGUCUACUACGGCAAAGCUUUUCUACGGUGUCAGGUUGGCAGGUUUGUUGGAGAUGAUCAAAGGGUCUACGCCGCCGCCAAAGAUUGUUUCGGAUGAUGCCGGGGUGGCGAAGUUUUUGGGGAGAACCACAGAGUCUACUGGUCCCAAGGCGGCUACGGUCGAAAGUGUUCCGGAUAGUCCGACUGAAGCGGUUGUUACAGGCGACGGCAAGGAGGGCGAGGUGAUGGAUCUAGGUGACGAGAAGAGCGAAGAGAUGUGGAUAAGUGACGACAAGGAGAGCGAAGAGAUGAAUCUAAGUGACGUCGACAUGGGGUCUACUGGCACCUCUACCCUCCCAACCACCAUGACUGCGGACAUUCCCACCGGGCUGAGCACGCUGGGAACCGGUAUCAGUUUCGAACAGGCACUUAAGAAUGAUGAGGAGAAAGCAAAGCUACUGAAGACAACGGGCGGGAAGAACACGAAUGGGAAGACCCCGAAGGGGACGUACACGACCGGGAAGAGCACGGCGGGAAAGCACGCGCUGGAGGAGGAGGAGGAGAAGGCCGAGUCAAUGAUGACAUGGAAGAAGACGAAGACGGAUAGCAAUCCGUUAUUCAAAUGA